AAAAAACAUGGUCCCUAAAAAAUGGUUCAUGUUUUUCUUUCAGUCUUUUUGGUUUCAUACCAGACAGAGAGAAGAAAUGGGGGUUUUGAGAUAAAUCAUAAACCCUAAAAUUCAUAAUUGAGAAACCCUUUGAGUUGAAUUCGAUCUACGAAGAAGAGAAAGCAGAGAGAGGAAUAAUUAAAUCAUGGCUUUAAGAAGAGUACUAGGGUUAUCAGACGGGGAAUUGAUGAGAGCAGAUGCAAAACCAUGUUCAAGAUUGAUGAAUCAUACAGCUAUUGUUUUCACUUUUGGUGGAGCUAUGUCUUUCUGGGUUCUCGCUAGAUUACACUAUGGUCCAAGGAUAACUGUUCCAAGGAGUCUUAGGUGGGCUGCUUGUGGAGCUUUGACGAUGAGCUCAAGCACAGCGUUGUUGGUUCGUCUCUUAAGUUGCCAAUGUGAACCCCAGAAUAUAGCUGCUUUUGAUAAGGGCGGUAAGGGGGAAUGAAUUUGUUUAUUUUGCGAGGUAUAUGUUCCAACACUGUUUAUCUAGAUACUUUAUAUGUCUCACUUUAAUGUUCUUUUCUGUAUUUCUGUUUUACGUCUUCGAUUUUCCCAAUUGCAUUUUGGUGUAAUUUAGAAGUAAAACAAAAAUGGGUCAUCUUUGUUAAUCACAACUAGUUGUUCUGUAAGCAGCUUUCUCUUUGUUAAUGCAAAUUUAUGGUUCAUUAACAUAAAUUAUAGUAAUGUUAUUGGAGUAAAA
Messenger RNA from Papaver somniferum (opium poppy), 739 nucleotides. RefSeq lists its product as uncharacterized. The record is from RefSeq and is a predicted model, not a curated record. The transcript has 2 exons. NCBI's taxonomy places the organism in Eukaryota, Viridiplantae, Streptophyta, Magnoliopsida, Ranunculales, Papaveraceae. The coding region runs from base 185 to 484 and encodes 99 amino acids.